UCGUUUGACAAAGAAUUCCUUAUUCAAAAUGCACCGCCAUUUUCUUUGUCUAAGCUUGUUCAUUUUCGCGGGCUAUUGCGAUGCGAACUAUUGCCGGGACGCGAACCUGUGCUGCCCGGGGAGGGAUAGUUCCUGCGUCGUUCAGAAGGCGCACCAGAACGCCAUUAUUGAGGACCUAACCGACAAGCCCUGUUACUGUGACCACGCUUGCUUGAAAUUGGGAGAUUGUUGCCCGGACUUCCGGGAGACUUGCGGAGUGAUCGAUUGCGUUGUUUCAAGCUGGGGCUCGUGGUCGGAAUGCGACACGACCUGCGGGUCUGGAAGCAUGGUGCGGACGCGUAGGAUCGUGCAAGCCCCAGCGCAUGGAGGGCGGCACUGCCCCUCGCUCGUGCAGCGGAGGGCCUGCCAAGAACAUCAGGGAUGCUCGUCAGAUAGUGACGUACCAUUACGAGAUGAAACAGCGAUGCUCUUACCGGGAGGACUUUCGGUCAGUCGACAUUCGAACGAGACCGUGGACAUCCGCAAGAACUUGAGGCUUCGCAAUCCAGACGAUCCUGAAUCUAAUUCGCACAGAGAGUACUGCGCUCAAUACGAAGUGACUAAAGUCUCGAAAGCCUGCCACGCGGAUUCGGACUACAAAGCGUUGAGGGAAGGCAAUACUGUAUGCGUGCUUUGCGAGUCGGCCGCUUUAAGACGUGACUUGAAAUGGAGAUGUAAUGGCCAUGGCGUCUCUGGACACACGACGCGCUUCUACGCGCUCGUAGCUCCACACUGUCACGGGAAGUGGAUCAGAUCCGACCACGACCUGGACAAGACAAGCGACUGCUGCACCAACCCUGACUUCAUCUUUGUUUGAGAACGCAAGACAAAAAAAAAAU
Messenger RNA from Bombyx mandarina (wild silkworm), 878 nucleotides. RefSeq names its product somatomedin-B and thrombospondin type-1 domain-containing protein. Lineage: Eukaryota; Metazoa; Arthropoda; Insecta; Lepidoptera; Bombycidae. The record is from RefSeq and is a predicted model, not a curated record.